Messenger RNA from Tetrahymena thermophila SB210, 3372 nucleotides. RefSeq lists its product as hypothetical. The transcript has 14 exons. The record is from RefSeq and is a predicted model, not a curated record. NCBI's taxonomy places the organism in Eukaryota, Ciliophora, Oligohymenophorea, Hymenostomatida, Tetrahymenidae.
AUGGCUACGCCAAAUUUAAGAGAGUCUGAUUUUCAAGGAUACAAUAGCAAGAAUUCAGAACAGCAAGGUUCAGACAACAAAGUUAAGUUUUUGUAAUCGCCAUAAUUAUUUGUUACAAAACCUGACAAUUCAAGAGAUGUUUCACCAGUAUAAAUGACUUAGUCAUAUUUCUAAGAUUCAGAUAGCAAGAGUUAAAAUGGAUAUUCAAUAUCAAAAACAACGAUCACAACAAAAAUAGUUUCUAAUACAAGACCAAAUUAUUUGCAAAGCACAGGAUCUACAAAUAAUUUAACAUAAAUUGGAUAGACUUCAACUUAAACUAGGAAUUUUAGCACAGAUUUUAAGCCAAAAAAUACAGAAAACUUAACUUUAAACACUCCCUCAUAUGCUAGUAAACCAAUGACAAUUUAAGAUAUGAAUAAUUCUUAGUUAGAGUCAGCUCGAAACAAGCAUUUGAAAGAUAUCGAAAACUCACUAAUUAAAGAAAGAGCUCUUGUUAAUGCAUUAAAUGUAGAGAAAGAAGUGAUAAAUAACAAAUUAAAAGAAUCAGAACCUAGAUUUUCUCCAUUUUCUAGUCAGACAAAUGCAUUUGGCACUAUUUCUAAUCACAGUGUAUAGCUCAAUAAGGAUGAAGUUAGUAGAUUGUAUAUUUUAUGCAAAGAAAAAGAUUAAAUUAUUUAAGGAUUAAUGGACGAUCUUGCUUCUAAGCCUUCAAGAGAAGCAGCAGAAGCAGAAAAAAUGCAUUUAAUUACUUAAAUUUCAAAUUAUAAAAACACAGUAAUUGAAUUUGAAAAUAAAAUUGCUUUACUUUCAACUGAAAAUGAAAGAUUAAAUAGGAAAAUCUAAGAUAGAGAUUAUGAAAUUUAAAAAAGGAAUAGUGAAAGUGCAUUUAAUGAAGAAAAAUUAAAAAUUGAAAUGGAAGAACUGAUCUAAAGUUAUGAAGAGAGAUUGAAUAAACUUAUUAUGGAGAAUGAAAAAAUAAUAAUGAUUAAUGAGAGUUUGAGGUCAAAAUUGGAUUAAGCUUAACAAAGCUUUGAAAUUAGAGAAAAACAUAUAGAAGAACAAACAGAAAAAAUUAGAAAUUAUUGGAAGGACCACUUCUCUAAAGAAUUGUAAGAACAUAAGAAGACUGUUGAGAUGGAAAAGGGAGUUUACGAAAGCUAGCUAAAACACACCAAGACUAUGAAUGUAGACAUGGAAAAUAAAAUGAAAUAGUAUUUGCUUGAAAUAUAGGAAUUAAAUUAAGCUAUUAUUGAGAAAGAUUCAUUGCUUCAAGAAUUCUAAAUUUAGCUAGGAGUUUUUGAUAAAAAGUAAUAAGAGCUAACUGAACUAAGUAGGUUAUAUGCAGAUGCUAACAAAAGAAUCAAAGAUAUUGAGGGAAAAUUAAAUGUAGUUCUGAAUGAGAAUUAAAAGUUAGCAGAUGUUGCUGAUUCAAAUAGAAUAGAAUUGGAAUAAUGGAAAUAGAGAUACUUCGAAUCAGAAGAAAGAUAAUAAAAAAUUUAACAAGAUCACACAAAGUAGAUUCUUGAUUUAAGGAUAAGCUUUGAUGAAUAAAAGGAAUAAAUUAUGAAAACUGAAAAAGCUAACUUAGAUGCUCAUAACCAAAUUAACUAAGACGAAAAAGUAAAUCUCUUGAUGAAAAUAGUUCUUGUACAAGCAGAAAACGAAAAAAGUCACAAUUAAAUAAUUUAAUUACAAAGAAUUAUUGAUGAUUUAUAAUUUGAAAUUAAACAACAAUCAUAAAAACUUGAAUUUCUCAACUCUGAUCAAACUAUGCUUAUGGAGAGAAACGAAGAUCUUGAGAAAAAGAUAGAGUCUUUGAUUCAUAAUAUAGACGAAUUAAACUAAGGACUUAAAAUUAGAAUUGAAGAAGUUGAAAUAUGGAGAUAGAAGUAUAUUGAAUUGCAGAAUGAAUGUGAAGAUAAAAUUAACUAAUUAUCAUCUCACCAUGAACAACAUACAACAAUAUAAAUAGAGAAAUUUACUAAAGAAAUAGAAAAUCAAAAGUAGGAAUAUGAAGAACACAUUAAGAAAACUAAAAAGCAGUAGUAAGCUGAAAAUGAUGAUAGGCAAAGAUAAAUUGCACUUCUCGAAAAAAAAAUUGAUAAUAUUAAGCAAGAAAACGACUCCUAAUCAAAUCUUUUAAUAGAGAAGAUAAGAUAAAAUGAAGAUUUGCAGCUGGAAUUGCACUAAGCAAAAAUAGAAAGAGAAAGAGUCCAUACUGCCAAACUAGAAAAAGAAAGUGAAUACGAAAGUCUAAAAUUAAAAUAUGACAGACUUGAAUAAUAACACAAAUAGCAAUUUGAAGAUUUCAUAUCUAAGCUUAGAGCUAAAGAUGAUGAACUGGAUGAAAUGAGAAGAGAUAGAUCUAAUAAAAACAUAGAAAUAGAAUCUCUAAAGGCUAAAAUGUAAUUAAUAGAUGAAGAGAUAGAAAAAAGAAAGGCUGUAUACAACGAUUUACAACUUAAAUUCAACCAAAUCAUCGAUGAAAAUGAAAGAUUGUUAAGCAAAUUAAGCGAACUAGAAAUGUUGAAAAAAGAUAUGGAGAGACUAAAAGUAUAACACAUUGAGGAGAUUGAAACUGUUAAAUUUAAUAAUAGAGAAAACGCAGAUAAAGAGAAAAGAGAAAUGCAAAUAGAUUUCCGUUAGAAAUUAGAAAAAGAAAUUACUGAUCAGAGAUAACAUUAUGAUGGUUUAAUGCAUAAACUUGAGAGCAAUAUUACUGUAUUAGAAAAUAAAUUGAAGAUAGCAAAUGGAGAUUACGAAGCUUCAGAAGCCAAAAGACUUUUGCAGAUUGAAUAGUUUAAUCAAAAAAUAAACGAAAUGGAAGCUAUUCAUAAAGUAAAUUUAGAGGAUUAAAGACACCUUAUGGAGAGAGAAUUCGAAACAUAAUUUAAUAAUCAUUCUAUUUAACUUAAGACAAUUAUAGCUGACCAUGAAAGAGAAAUAACUUCAUUGAAAGGACAAGUUGAAAAUUUAAUUGCCGACUUAAAUGUUGAAAGGUCAAAGUAUCAUAGAGCUAUGAUAGAUUUAGAUAAAGCUUGCAGAGAUAUAGAAAUUUGGAGAGGAAAGGCUGGAUAAAUUGAUCCAAAUCAUCCUUAUUUAUAAGAGUUGCAAAGCUAGUUAGAAAUCAAAAGAAGGGAAUGUCUAGAUUUGCAAGGCAGAUUACAUGAUAUAGAUAGAAGAAGAAAUGAUUUAGAAAGGUAACUUACAAAAACUAGAGCAAGAGCUCCUUCUGUGGAUGGCUUUGGCAAACCUCCAAUAAUUACACUUGAAAGAUCAACAGUUAAUUUAGGAAUAUUAGAAGAAAACGAUAAGCUAAAUAGAAUGGUCCUUAACAGAUGCAGAGAAAUAGUUCAUAAUAAAUAUUGA